AUGGGCAACAGCUGGAUUGUUACUUUGGCCCUGGCACAACUGAAUAUGUUUGUUUUAUCAAUGAACCUGUCAGAUGAACGUCUGUCCCCAUUCUGGGUAUAUUUGAGACAUCGACUGGUGAGCGGAAGAAACAAAACAGAAACAGGUCCAGCUAUGGAACUGCGCUUAAACAAGAUCUACAAAAUAGGAGAGGAGAGGAUAUUCAAAGAACAUGGAGCAUCCAGUGCAUCAUUCGCAGGCUACAGGGUGGUUGUUGUCAAACACGAACUUGCAACUGACCAACAGCAUAUGCUGCUUAUAUUCUUGGCACAGUCAACCAAUGGCAAUCUGAUGGCAGCCCCCAUGCUUGUCUCAUUGUUUGCUAGGGUGGAAUAUCAAGAGUUUGCGAUUCUACUGGGCUAUCCUGUGCUGCAUCGACCAAAAAUUUACCAACCCGAAGCCAAUGAACAAGUGGACAAUAAACUGUGGGCCGUGGCUGUUGUCUUGGCAAUUCUCUUGGCUAUCUUAAGCAUUCACUGGAUGGUUUUCUAUGCACACCACCACUUUUGUAAAGUUGCACAUUUUCCUAUGAGGAUACGUUCUUCAAACAAGGAGGAUGAGAAGGAGCGUUCGUCGACACAUAUCAAGGAAAGAGAAAUCGGAAAUAAAUUCGGCACGCGUUCUGAAAGUGAACCUACUUACAAGGAACCCCACCGUCUCAAACUGGAGGGCAGAUCGGUUCAACUUCAUAUGACAUCAUCAGGGUCGACGUUGGGGGCCAUUGGCCAGCCCAAAAGAAACCAAAGUAGAGCGACAAAUAUGAGUCCUCUAAAUAAAAGGUCGAGAUGUGAUGUAGAUGUAGAAAAAACUCUGAAUCAAGCAGUCAUUUUUAAACGGCUGGAUGAAUAG
Dicrocoelium dendriticum is the source of this 888-nucleotide messenger RNA. NCBI's taxonomy places the organism in Eukaryota, Metazoa, Platyhelminthes, Trematoda, Plagiorchiida, Dicrocoeliidae. The record is from the annotation of a GenBank genome assembly.